AAAAUUAGAUAUGCGAUCGAUAAAAUAAAAUAAAAAAAUGGAUAUUAUUAAAAUUCGAAUUGAAUGAAAGUCCAAAAUUGAAUUAAUUGAGCAUAUGCAUAUGAUUCCUCGAACAGCUCAACAAAAUUCAAAAUGUCGAAUCAUCCGCUCCUCUUCCUACACUAGUCCUCCUCCAUGGCGACUUCCGUUCUCAAGCGAACGACGACACUAGCUAAAUCUUCGGAGAGCUGCGACGACUCCUCUUACUCAACACGGAGGUCCAUCCCCAGGAGGCACCGGAGCUUGAGCCGUUUCUCCCACCGUACGCCGGAUCCAGACCCCGACGCGACUCCGAUGAGAAAGGGAAAAUUCGUAAACACCGUGAGAGGUUCCGGAUUCGGCGAAAUCAGCCUCGACGACUUGGCCGUCGAGUUUUUCGAGUCCUUCUCCAGCGAGAGCGGGCUCAGCAGCAGCGAAAGAGGACGAUCCGGCUCGAGGAAGUCCAGCGGCGGAGGAGGAGGAGUAGGAGACGUGACGCAUUCGCAGAGACGCGGGCGGUCUGUAUCUAGGGCUGGUUCUAGUGGUAACGGUGGCUUACGGAGGUUGGAUGCGGACACCGAAAGCUCGAGACGGCGGAGGUCGUUGUCUAGAAAUCCGUCGACGAGAGAAAUUGCCGGGAAGAGUGGUGGAUUAGAUCCGGGAAGGAGCAUUUCGAGCCGGCGACGGUCGGUGUCUAGACAACCGCCGCGGGAGAGGGUUAAUUCCGGCGAGAAUGCAAUUAGGGGUAGAGCAAUUGGGGCAGAUCGGGGAAAGGAAAAUUCGCGGCGGCAACGGUCGCUUUCUGUUGUCCGCCGCCGGAUUGACAAUUCCGAGAGUGAUGGAGAUCAAGUACAGCAUUCAAGCAAUUCAAGGGACUUGAAGAAGAGUGUCAUGAGUGGAAAGAGUCUAAAUGGUGGGUCUGGUAAACCUGCAGCUUCGGAUCACAGACAAGGUCCUAGGAGGUCUCUUAGUCAAAAUCCAAUCAAAUAUCAUGAUGGCUACUCUAGCCAUUCUUCUGCAGUCACAGAUGAUGAAGGAAAGGAGUCCAGCUCGAUCAAACAUGGAGCUGAGAGGAUAAUUAGGACCGUUUAUGCCCAAAAUAAGGUAACACCUAAGAAAAGAGAAUCUUUGGGAAACUCUGAGUAUGGUUCCCAGCGAAAAUCCCAUGAUGAUGAUCACCAUGCUGCUAUAUCCACAUUUACGAAAGGUUAUGCAACAAAAUUGCAAGAGUCUGAGGAGCGCAAGCGAGAUUUGUUGGCUGAGAUAAUGUUGGAGGAGCGGCGUGGUAGGGAGCUCUCUACGAACUUGAAAGAGUUGCUCAUUGAAAAUAGCUCUGAAGCUGAUGAAAAGCCUUCAAGGACGCGGAAGAGGAGCAAGGACCGGAGCAGGAGGUCGUCCAUGUGUUUGACAGAUGAAGCAGAGCAAUUCAUCGACGAAUUCAUUUCGAACAUAGAAGACACAGACUUUUCAUCAUUUGAAGAUGAGAAGAGCGAAAGUAGUUCAAGUUUCGGGUUGGUCAAAUCACAAAGCUCUCAAAGCACCACUGUUCCAAAGAGUGUUCCUGUUGAAAUGGACGGUGUUAUGCUUCCGUGGUUGCAAUGGGAAACGCCAGAUGACACUUAUGCUGCACUGACAUGCCUUAACAAGUCACCCCACACGCCAAAUGCAAAACCUUUUGUCUGGGAAUCUGAUCCAACUCAGGAUGGAUCGAGUGGGCAAGGGACGAGCAAUGGUACCAUGAGUAGCAGAGGAAGUUGGAGCCCUUAUGAGUCAGCCACAAAGACUGUGAGUCCCAUAAGAAGACUAAAGAUAGAUGUGUCCGAGUAUCUGAAGCGACCUAACAGUGCGGAUAUUCUAAAUGAAACGUGGAAGCUAAGGCACAGAAUCAGUUCGGGAAGUCUUGUGCUCUCUAGCCGCUCAUUGAUCUAAGGCUUCGUGACAGCAAGCAAUUGUAGGUCUUUUUAAUGUUUUACUUGUCGUACCACAAAGAGACGACAUGUCCAUGUAUAGUAUUUUAUGGUCUUUGUUCAGGACAUAGUUGUCUGACUAAUUAAGCAUUUCAAGGACGUACUAGAUUUUAA
Messenger RNA from Brassica napus (rape), 2099 nucleotides. RefSeq lists its product as uncharacterized. The transcript has 7 exons. NCBI's taxonomy places the organism in Eukaryota, Viridiplantae, Streptophyta, Magnoliopsida, Brassicales, Brassicaceae. Bases 175 to 1947 code for a protein of 590 amino acids. The record is from RefSeq and is a predicted model, not a curated record.